AUGUCUGGGCAGUACCUGGAAGCUUCCACCUCGGCUCGAGAGGACGGCGGAAUUGAUGUGACCGUCAAGGUGAAGCAGCCAGGUUUGGAAAGCCUCUUACCAGACAACCGAUCAGCAGAUAGCCCGCGAUUGCCGGAAGUCCCUCUCAGCGCAGUCAAACCACUGAAUAUCGUUAUCCAGAUCGUUGAAAGCGGAGUGAGGGUGCGCUACAGCAUAAUGGUAGAUUUCACCGUAAUGGUAGAUUUGAUCCAAAACACAUACUAUUAUGUAUUUGAAGCUAUUCCCACCACCCAACAUGCCUAA
Messenger RNA from Aspergillus novofumigatus IBT 16806, 303 nucleotides. RefSeq lists its product as uncharacterized. Bases 1 to 303 code for a protein of 100 amino acids. The record is from RefSeq and is a predicted model, not a curated record. Lineage: Eukaryota; Fungi; Ascomycota; Eurotiomycetes; Eurotiales; Aspergillaceae. The transcript has 3 exons.